Molecule: messenger RNA, 3974 nt
Organism: Ixodes scapularis (black-legged tick)
Lineage: Eukaryota; Metazoa; Arthropoda; Arachnida; Ixodida; Ixodidae
Exons: 8
Coding region: 1-1182 (393 amino acids)
Source: RefSeq, a predicted model, not a curated record
AUGAGUUCGAAGCUGCAUGCCGUGUUUAUGAUGCAAAAUUCAGAAGUACACUGGAUAUCACGGUUACCAUUCUGGCUACUCCUCAUUCUGCUCAGCGAAGGAACAUCCCUAAAAUGCGACGAGAGGUCGACAUCUUGUUCAUCUUCUUUAUCAGACACCUUAUACUGCCAAGCUGCAGACAUUGUGUUCGAUGUAGGAGGCCACACUUUACGAACUUACGGAGAAGCCGCAAGCGAAGAACCCUUGUGCCGAGCAGCCGAAACCUGGCAGCUAAUGUCCAAAAGGAAAGAAGACGCAAGCUUGCUUGCGUGCGACCAAAUCUUCGAAAAGGGACACUUUUUCACGCUUCGCCGAGGCAGAAGUACACCGAGCCUGCUCAGAAACACACUCUUACCUCUGCUCCACAUUCUCUAUGGCCCAUCUACAUCUGAAGAGGUGGACGGCACUGUGUUGCUGCCAGGGAUUCAAGGAGCAGAUGAUGGGAAAAUUGACUGGGACGCAGAAGAGUUCCUGGAUUCAAUGAGGCCUGAAAACCAGAUGAUUCAGGGCUUAGCGGGACCGCACAGUGUUCUACCGCUUGAUAAACGCCUCUCGGCUGUCAACAAGACCAUCUGCUUCCGGAAGGCAAGUUUUGGGAUACCGAUCACAGAUGCCUCCGACCCAAAACUCGUCUCGGCAUUCGUGAGCCGGCUCCGCGGAAACCUCGGACUGAAAACUCCAAAGACGCACCUGGGGUCGAAGCCUCGAGUGGGGCUGGCGUUGAAUUUCGGUGGAGCGAACAAGGAUAUCAGUAUGCCAUACUGGAACCGAGCUGUCAAAGAGAUUGUCAAUUUUGCCGAAGUGGUUGGAAUCAACUACAACAAGCUGUCGUUGGAGGAGCAGAUUUCACAAAUGCAAGGACUCAAUGUUUUGGUGGUGGCUGCGGACAACACAGAGGCAUUGAUGGGAGCCCUUUACCUGCCCCCAUGGGGAGUGACCGUCUUGCUUCCUGGAUCCAACGUCAAACAAGACACGAAGGAAGUCCUGCACCUUCUGGAAACCUCCGGUCGCUUUCUUGUGCACGCCCCUCGGCCCCCACCCGCCACCAGCGCAAACGAAGUUGUUCGUUCGGACGAUGAAGCGGCGACAGCGAUAGUGCAAGUCAUCCAGAAAGCAGUCGGUCUUUCGCAACAUCCAUCUUAAUUAACCGAGCACGUGCACAUUUCGUUCGGUCAGAUUUAUAAUUCCGGUGCUGGCCGAAAGGGACCACAAAACAAUGGUACCGGGCUCAAACUUUACCGAGCUGUGCACAACCAACCAAAGUGCAAAUUAUGAUAAGAACGACCUGGGAAGAGGAAUUGGGAUAAGAGCCAAUGUUUCGCUUAGAAGAUUAGCUUUUUUGGGGCAUAGUACUAACACAAGCGUACCAACAUGUGCGAGCUGCGAUUGUCUCGAUUCACUUGCUGUGUAACUUCAAUAGUGCAGUGGUGGACCAUUUGUUUUCAUCUCUUCUCGAAAGGUUACCAAUGCGAUAGUGAGGCUUGCGGCCACCUUUACCGCAGCUGAAUGCGGCACAUUGAUUAGACACAAAUGGUCUGUCGAUGCUCGGCGGAGUGGGGUCUCGUGUCCAGUUGGUGUUGUGAUAAGAUUUGCCAGGCUCUUGCGAUGUAUGCGACAUGCCACAUGCUCGAUGCAUUGCCAACCCAGACACGCGGUUGCGAUUGACGUCGAUGACGGCAGACCACAACAUCGGUUGUUCUGGCCAAGAGUUGAAAUUUCUGCUGCGGGAUAACAGUUCUUUGCACAACCACUAGCAAGUGGAGAAAAAGCGACGCGAGUGGAAGAGCGUCGGAAAUACAUUCUAGACAGUGUUUCCUGACGAGUAAACAAAACUGCUUCAGGGCCCCUUUGCUGUAAGGUAAAAAGCAGUGCCUUGGCUGGCUUGCAUCGUUUCCGACUAGGGUUGAUACUGCUGAAUUUUACAGCUAGUGCACAGAGGAAGAGUACACUUUACAUAGCCGACUUGUUAGAUACGCUAAUGUGACAGCAAUGACCUGCAACAUAAUUGCACCUGGUUCUGCGAAACAAACAGAAAUUGUGCCGAUUUGGCACUUUCCCCGUUUGAUUGUGGAUCCCCUGACCUGUGGCUACUUCUUUUGAACAACUUUUAGUGCUUGUCGCCGACAUUGUCAUAAUCCAACGUGUCUUUCGUAACAGACAUCUCGUGGAGCUUUCUUGAUAAUGCAGGGGGGGGGGGGGGGGGGUUGUUUUUGUAGUCUAUUACAAGACUGGCCAUCUCUGGAUGAGAGUACGCAUUUGUAUGGCACCUGCCUGAUAGACGAGUCAUGCAAUCCAAACUCCUGGCGAUAUGGAAAAAAAAAAAAGAAGACUUCUUUUAAAUAUUAGUUAAUGGAAUUCUUAGAAAAGUAGUAUAAAACAUUUCCAGCCAUCACAAAUGCAUAAAAAAAAAAUCAUGUGUUUCGUGUAACUUUAAUUCUGCCAACAUGGGUGCAAUAGUGUGGAAAGUACACAACUUACUUUUGUUUUAGUAUCACUGUGCCUUGUUUGAUGAUACUCAUUUUUCUGUUUUUAUGUUUGCUCAUUUACCUUUGUUGGUAAAAUUUUGAAUUGUGACAGAAGUUUGCCUUCUAGCACUAGCUGAUGAGAUUUUUUAUUUAUUUUUUGUUUCCUUUGCGUUCUUAUUGAAAAUGUGUACUCAGGAACUUGGAACGUUUUUUGUAGCACUUUGUUUGUAGCAAUUGUUUUUGUUUACAUGAAGGUUCCACACACUGCAAGAAGUAUACUUACAGACUCUUGUCUUUAUAAACCUUUACCAUUUACAGACCUCCGAGCGUGUCACAUUUUACGAACCAUUUUACAGUUCCUUGUACUACAUAGGCAUGCACAGAUCACAUACCCGUAAAUAAAGACUCUACACAAGACUUUUGUAUUCCUUCCUUUAAAUAAAGAACUGCACAAAGUUGUAACUACAAAUCAGUUACUCAUUCCACGCUUCUGAAAUCUUUCGCCUUCCGUGCAUAGGACAACCCUCCCGCUGCACCCAAGCUUUAAAAAUAAAUUCCACCUCAAUUGCACACCACGCAAAAGUAAUUAAAGCUAAGCUCGCGUGCCUCCUAAUAUCUAGGAAGGCGGGCUGAUUACGGCCCACAGAAAAGCACGAUAAACCUGCAAGCACACAGUUCCCAAGAAACCUGGUACGCAUAAAAUUAUAAUUAGCCAGUUAAAACAAACAACGAAAAGGGGUCGCCGCUGGUAAAGAGCGAGAACGGAAACCUUCCGUAAGCCUCGGUUUGCCAGCCGACAAUCCGCAAAGAGGCUCGGCCGACCAAGAAGCCGAGUCGCUAAACGUUGGCCACUGCCCCAAGGCUUCUGGAAGGCUCCUCUUCAAACGAAACAAGCUGUACUUUGUUUCGUCGUAACUUUCCAAAGAGCGAAACGUUGCGGCCCCUACGAGCCAAUCGGAGCGACGGAGGUCGAGCACGUCACGGCCCUUACCAGACGUACAGGGGCAAGAGUAAUCCGAGCAACUGGAGAGGAGGGGAAAGGGAAACUCCCUCUUACCCGGACCUUCUUUUGUAUGUCCCAGACGCCGCUUUUGUACCCUUCCGUGAUUAGUCUGUGACUCGGAAUACGUACGAAAGCAGCUUUCCCCUCUUCCGCUCGUGGCUUUAACAGCACUUCGUGCUUCGACGCGCAGAGUGGCUCACUGGGACCAUAGUCUUUGCUGUCUGCAAAGUGACGAGACGGAGUAUAGUAGUUUGUCCUUACAACGCAUAUCUAAACUCAUCCGUAUCCUCACUCGCGAGUCUAAAAUUUCACCAAAAGUUGUGCGCUCGACCCGUACCUCCUCGUCUGUUCCGUCAAUGCUCCGGACACUAAAGACUGAAAAUCAUGUUUAAAGAGAAUAACCCGUUCUCUUCGUUCCGAAAAAAAAAAAAAAAAGGAAGUGAGGUCCGAAAGCCUCUGGUAUUUAU